Messenger RNA from Ictidomys tridecemlineatus (thirteen-lined ground squirrel), 310 nucleotides. NCBI's taxonomy places the organism in Eukaryota, Metazoa, Chordata, Mammalia, Rodentia, Sciuridae. The record is from RefSeq and is a predicted model, not a curated record.
CAGCAUGCAGAACGACGCUGGCGAGUUCGUGGACCUGUACGUGCCGCGGAAAUGCUCCGCCAGCAACCGCAUCAUUGGUGCCAAGGACCACGCGUCCAUCCAGAUAAACGUGGCCGAGGUGGACAAGGUCACCGGCAGGUUUAACGGCCAGUUUAAGACCUACGCUAUCUGCGGGGCCAUUCGCAGGAUGGGCGAGUCAGAUGACUCCAUUCUGCGAUUGGCCAAGGCAGAUUGCAUCGUCUCAAAGAAUUUUUGACUGGAGAGAAUUGGAGAUGCAGAAUAUUUGUCAUAAAUAAAUAAUGAAAAGCCA